UUUAAAACACUGGCAUAACUUGCCCAAGAUCACCGAGCUAAGAAAUGGUGCAGCUGAGGCAUCAGCUAACCCCACAUUAACUCAAUAUAUUUCUUAUAAUCAUCUCAUUACCGUUUAUUUCUAGUUACGUUUGCAUGAUGACAAAUUUGUUCUACUUAAUUGAUGCGUACUUUUGACAUGUACGCUUUAAUUUAGUGUUUUGUUGUUUAGGAAGGAAUCUUAUUUACCUACAACUACAAAAAUGACAUAAUUGCUUACAUUCAAAUGUGGGGGGAGCGACAGAGACUUUCAUGCAAAUCACUUUGAUAACGGUUUGGUGAUUCUGCACAAUUGCGGUGGCAACUACGAGGCCAGCUAGAGAGGAGGCACUGCUUGCUCGUGAUUCUUGUCCCUGCAAACUGUCACCCCUGGUUACUGCUGAAAUAAUCUCAUUAUGAGUCACACAAAUGUAAGGCCCACACUUGAAAAAAGAAAGAUUGCUAACUCAGAGCUGUGGCAGGAUUAUAAGCCUCUCUGUCCUUGUCAAUAGGAGCAUGCAUUUGUCUUCCAUAUGUCCUGUGUCUUAGUUUUCAGCUGGUACAAUACAAUGACACAGGCUGGGUAUUUUAUAAAGAAAAGAAAUGUAUUUAUUAUGCUUUUGGAGGCUGGGAAAUCCAAGAGCAUGGUGCUGGCAUCUGGCAAGGCCGUCUCAUGGCAGAAGGGCAGAAGGGCAAGUGAGCGCAUGUGAAAGACAAAGGAACCAGGGCACUCACUUUGUGUGAACUCCCUCUGGUGAUCACUAACCCGCUCCCAUGAUGGCAGUGUCAGUCCAUUCCGGAAGGCUCUGCCCUCUGGACCUAGUCACCUCUUCUUAGGUCCUGCUUCCUAAUGCUGUUGCAUUGGGCGUUAAGUUUUCAACACAUGAAUUUUGGGGGUUACAUUCAAGCCAUGGAAUUCUGUGAACUGUUCAUCUGACAUUGCGUCUCCACGUCUGGUUCUGAUGCAAGUUAAAGAGGCAGGCUGUGGUACCAGAAUCGAAUGGAUAAAGAUGGGUAGGGAUGCUGGGGCAGUGGGGGAAGAGUGUAAGUAUUGAUUCUAGAUCAUUCUUUUCCUGGAUCCUUUCUCUGAGGUCAAAUUCCACUCUCCAAAGAUUACAUGUAAUUUGGGUUUCCAGUAAAAAUAAGUGCUGUUUCAGUUAUUUGAAUAGCCAGUUACUUUUACAUUUCUCUCUUUAAUGACUUCUAAUUCUGCAUUGAAUUUGAGUGAGUAUUAAUGCAGAGGAAAAGAAUCUUGACUGUGACAGGUAAAAACUGUGGACAAAGGUAAUAUUUCUUCUGCAUUCCACUUAACUCUUCCAACGUUGAAUCUCCUAUUGACUUGGAACAAAACUUCACUUUAUUUAUAGGUAUUGACUUAUAAAAAAAGAGGUUAUGUCCUGAAUUUGAAGAAUGGCUUGGUGGAAUUCAACCGUGCUGGCUACUAUGGCUAUAACUCUGUCAUAAUAGUAUCAACCACCAUUUAUUGAGAUGCACCAGGCCUUUGGAACACAUUGUUUAUGACCUGCCCAACAAUCCACAAGAAAUUUCUACUGCAUAGUGCCGAACCAUAAAGAAGGCAAAUGGAAUUAAGAAUAAUCACUGCACGGAGCGUGCUGGCCAGAAUCGCCUGAAUUAUGCAAUGAAACGGAUCACGCUGCUCCGCGAUUCCCCUCUACCUGUCUUCUUAGGUGACUAUUGGGAAGAGAAGAUUCUGUUGUUGCUCAUUAUGGCAUCACACAGCAUAGGGACUGACACCAGGGGCUCAAUACGUAUAUGCUCAAUGUUGCAUGAAGAAGAAUCAAGAACAUAAGAUGAAUAGAGAAGAAUUCUCACAGAGUCGAGUUUGCUGACCCGUGUCUCUGGGCACGUCCGGGGAGUUUCCACCGGGAGGAGGGUUUUGCGUCCCCUUGUGCCACCGUACCUGGUCAGCAGACGAGAGGGAAGGCAUUUCUGAUUCGGCCAUGGCUGUAGGACAGAGUGAGGACAUCUGGUCUCAACACGGAUUUCACGUGAUUUCUAGUCUUGACUUCAAUCGCUGGAUGUUCUCGGCAGUGGAGGCGUGAGAGGGGCGGGCAGUGAAAGCCGAGCUCUUCGGCUUUGGGGUACAGCCCCGCGCGAGCGUGCGGGAGCCGGUCUGCUGCAGCCUCCAAGACCGCGCUGUCAGCAGUGGGACGGGGCGGCCGCGGGCACUCAGCUCACAGGCGGCUCCCCGCAAUAAUGCCGUGACAGGAAAUUUAUCUGCCAACUGCUCUUUUAAAAUUAUAAUUUAUGAUUGUAGUUUUUACUUAAGUAGCUUAUCUCUUUUCUAAAUAAUCUAUAGUUUUAUACAACCUGGAGUAAAAUAAAAUUUUUUAUACUCCAGGAACACGGCUUAAUGUCAAACUGAUGGGAAGGAAGUGCUUAAAUUAACUACUCACGAUUAGAUGUGUUAGAAUAGUAAUGCAGUGUUUAUUGUGCAAUUUUACUCUCCCUUAUUCCCUAACGUACUUCUUCCCCUUCCUUUACUAAAACAAGCAAGGCUCGUGCCUGCGGUCUGCCCCACCUGCCAGCGGCAUGAAAAAGGCUCCGCACCACGUCCAGCUCCAGGACGGCCAGAAUAAUAAAUAACUGGAACGUGGUUUGUCCUGCCACCCUACACACACGGGCUAGGAAAUGUUCUGGGGAGGAAAUGCAUCAUUAGGAGCUCAGACAAAGUCAAAAGGCAUAUUUUCCCUGUUUUAAAAGAAGAUGGCAGUCAUCUGAGAGUUGGAAGGACACAUCAAGCUGCUGAGCUAUACAAAAAACCUAAAGAAUAACUCUAGAUUCCGAACCCCAUUUAAGAAGGCUUUGGCUGCUGGCCUGACUGGGCAUGACAGAGAUGGACAAGAGGACAGUUUCUCUGCUGAACUUCCUGGCGACCCACAGGAUAUUCUCCUCCCCCGGAGGCCGCGAGUGUGUCCUGAGGAUGCCGGUGAGACUGGCUCUGGCCGGCAGCCCAGGGAAACGUAGCCAGAAGCUGUCAUCCAGGGAGGACCUUAGAGCAUUUGUGACAUGGCUGGACCGUGUUGAACUCUACUGUAGACGUGGCAGUCUGGGUAGUGACUGUCUAGAAACCCCACAGUCACACUCGGGUGGCUUUCCACACCAGCAAAGCAGUUCAAGGCGCACAUGCAAAGCAGCCCAGGUGUACCAGGCCAACGACCCAGCUCUGAGGUGCAAAUCGGCUGUUGUCACAGAGCGCGCGGGUCUCCAAACCCCUGUGUCUUGUCCUGCAGCCAACAGCGGGGGCCGCGGCGAGCCUCUUUGUGUACAGAAACCACUUCUUCAAUCACCAAAAGGAUUUUUCAGGUCUCAGAGAUCUUGGCUGGGGACCGACUGCACCCACUGCAGAUGUCCGGACGGAGCUCCUGAACAGGAGGGCAGGCACCGGAAGUCAGCCUACACGAGGGAGAGUGGCUCUGCUAGGGAUGCGCACGGCUGUCACUCAUGUGUGCUUCCCUCGGUUGUCUUUCCCUGGCCGUGUCUGAGUUCGGAUAUGCUGCUGACUCAGAAUAGAUACCUGGAAAUUGAUUUUAGUUCUGAACCUCUUUUCCCCCUCCCAAGAUAAAGAUAACAGCUUUCUGGGAUUUUAUUUUAACCAUUUUCUGAAGAAAAAACAGGUAAUGUAAUGAUCAAAACAGAGGGGUACAUAGUUUAAAAAUUUAAAGGCACAGAUAAAUGUGAAUCAUAGAUUAUAAGACAGAAUGGAAAAAUCAUGUUAUGAAUAAUAAAGUUACUCAAAAUGGUCCAAAAUGUGUUUUUAUGUCAUUUUAGGGGUAGAAAACAAACAUGGAUUGUACAUACAUUAGUGUGGAAUAUUAAGUAUUUCUGAUAUUAAAUUGAUGUGUUAACAGUGCUAUGUUUACAAAUCACAAUCCAAUGCUAUUAAUUGUUCAGUAGUUUGGGUUAGGUUUCACUACUAUAAAUAAUGUUCCAAUAUAUAUGUUUCUGCAUGCUACUUUUAACAUAAUUAAAAAUAGUUUUAGUGCAUUAGUUUUGCAAUACAAUUUUCUGGAACAAAUAAACCCCCAAAUUCAGUGAUUUAACCUAGUAAGUUUUUAUUUUUCAUACAUGCGAUAGCCUAGUUCUUUUUCUAUUUAGUGGGUAGUUUUCCCCCAGUAGUGAUAAGGGGAUUUAGGGCCAGAAACGUGCACACACAAAAUUUCCUGAUGAUUAGUGAUG
Molecule: messenger RNA, 4217 nt
Organism: Microcebus murinus (gray mouse lemur)
Lineage: Eukaryota; Metazoa; Chordata; Mammalia; Primates; Cheirogaleidae
Source: RefSeq, a predicted model, not a curated record